CGGCGACUUAUCGCGGCGUUCUUGGGCUUCCUCGCGCUGAUCACACUACCACGUCCACAAUCAUUUACGCCAUUGCCGUCCACUCCAUUCAUCCACCAUGACCGACCAGGGCUAUGCCUCGUCCGGUUCUGGCAGCGGGCGUGUGUCGGGCAGCGAAGCAGGAGAUCGAAACGCUGUUGUGCUCAAGGUCGGCAUGGUCGGCGACGCUGGCAUCGGGAAGACGUCGCUGAUGGUCAAAUAUGUGGAGGGCAGCUUCGACGAGGACUACAUCCAAACACUGGGUGUCAACUUCAUGGAGAAGGCUAUCACGAUCCGCAAUACCGAGAUCACAUUCUCCAUUUGGGAUCUAGGUGGACAGCGCGAGUUUGUGUCCAUGCUUCCCCUCGUGUCCAACGAUGCUGUUGCGAUCCUCUUCAUGUUCGACCUCACACGGAAAGCCACACUCAACAGCAUAAAGGAAUGGUACCGGCAGGCGCGCGGAUUCAAUAAGACGGCUAUUCCAGUCCUAAUUGGGACUAAGUAUGACCUGUUUGCAACACAACCGCUUGAGGAACAAGAGGAGAUCACUAAGCAGGCCAAGCGAUUCUCCAAGGCUAUGCGCGCCCCGCUGAUCUUCUGCUCAACGAGCCACUCUAUCAAUGUGCAGAAGAUCUUCAAGAUUGUGUUGGCGAAGGCUUUUGAUCUCAAGUGUGUGAUUCCAGAAAUCGAAGAGGUUGGAGAGCCAAUCUUGCUGUAUAUCGACGUCUAGGCCGAAUCCGGGCCAUGUACCGCCACCCCUAAUGACUCAUGCCACCACAUUCGCUAUAUCCUGGCACGCGGUGCGCCGGCGUGCCUCCCCGGAGUACUCCGACACUGUCGCCGCCCCGUCCCCCCAUCGUCCCGCCUCGCGCAGCGCCACCGCACAGCACGCCACUCGUUGAGUUGAUACAGUAGAAGAUAUGCUACACGCCGUAGAAGGAGAUAGUGUUGGCACAUGGGUGGUUCACGCGGCCGUCAUGACCUCCAGACGCCAGACGCGACAUAUCACUGGGGAUUCAACAGCCAUCGCUAGUGACUUCUUUGAACCAAAUCUUGAGCUUGUUACGCGACAUCGUGUCGUGACAUGAAACAACUCGUGCGGGG
Molecule: messenger RNA, 1122 nt
Organism: Cutaneotrichosporon oleaginosum
Lineage: Eukaryota; Fungi; Basidiomycota; Tremellomycetes; Trichosporonales; Trichosporonaceae
Molecular function (GO): GTP binding; GTPase activity
Source: RefSeq, a predicted model, not a curated record